AUGACUGCUGGAGAAUUAACACUGAAUAUAGGAAGCAAAUGUCAAGGACCAUGUAGGUGUACAGGUGGUGAUUCUACUGGCAUAACUGCCAGUAGGAAGGUUGACAACAAUAGCGCCAGAGGUUUUGUUUCUUAUAUCCAUGAAAGUAAUGACCCAUUCACUCUCAAGAGAGAGCUAACCAAUGGGGACAACCUAGGUGAUAAUGGAACUGAUAUCUCCGGUGUUGAGAAAGUCUCAAUCUACUACUGGGAUGGAGAUACUAACCAUAACAGGCCACUUCUCCUAGAAGUUAUCAAGAGCAGUGGUCCACAGAGCACAGAGUACUACUAUAAACAUGGUGGAGAAGAAACUGAAGCCAGGGGUGAUGCAAGAAUUUGGAGGCAUCAUGGAUAUUCCGCGGGAACGCCAUUGCAGACUAGACUUGAUGACCGUAACUGUGCUAUAAAUAAACGUAUACCAUUUGACAUUGACGAGCCCAUGAAAUAUAAUAACUUUAACUCCGAUGCUUCAAAAGGUAAAGGUAUAAAAUUUGGUGGGCCUCCUAUUCCGCUUACCGGGAGUGAUUAUAUGGUUACAACCUACCAGAUAACCGAUCAGACUCUUAAAUUAUCUAGAUUAGAAUACAAGAAGAAAAGGAUUGACGAAAUAAAAACUUCUCAUGAUGCACUUGAGGGAAUAAGACUAUACUCAAACACGGAGAUAUCCCAAGUGCCUGUUAUGAUUGAACUCAAGUCAAGUAAUGGAGGACCAUCUACCUUCUAUGCUACUAAGGACAAAGAUGGUAGAAACUGGCAACAAGUUGAUGGAAACACCGAUUUAUAUGAUGGUAAAGAGAUAUCUAGUAAGCCCAAAGAGGCACUUGCUAAUAAAUUAGACGAGUUAGCUUGCUCAUACCAUAAUGCGGUAACUAUGGAUAUUACCAAGAGAACAUCUGAGACUCACACUAACAAGAAUAAUGGAAAUGAUAGGUAUUGCUGUGAAAAGUGUUAUACUAAGAAAGUUACUGUAAAGGAAAUAAAAGUUAAUCACCAACAAUUACCACCUGUUACCAUUUACAAACACUCCAUUAAUGGUCCUAAUCUGAAGCUUGCAGGUAUUAAAUUCUACCUUAAUGGUGAUGGACUUAAAGAAAAUAGGAAACGUGUAACAUCUAGAAACAUAAACCUACCUGCUAAUGGACAGGUUGACGUCUACGCGUUUUACUGUGAUGAUAAUGACCCUGUCCUCAUUUAUGUUAAGGCGGAUAGAGCAGUCCCUCAAAUUGCAACAUGGUAUAGAAAACAGAAAAAGAAGAGUGGUUAUGAUUCCAAAUGGAAAAGGACAAAUCAGCUAAAUAGUAUAAACCUUUCAAACUUUGGUAGUCUUACCUGUGGGCAAUGGAGGAAACUCAAGAAAUAUUUAGAGGAACGUGGUUGUAAAGGCUUACAAGACUGUCCUGAAUCACUAGGACGUACUGAAGAGCCUGGAGAACAAGUACUAGACAACGCUGAUGAACAAUCUAGUGAGGAAGAGGAGGAAGACAGUAAGGGAGAGGAUAAUGCCCUUGUUAGACCUACUGGAGUUGUUGGUAAAGCUGAUGAAAAGCAGCAAAAAUCUCUAAAAGCCUCUGAAAAAUUUGGUGCUACUGGACGUCCUGGUCCUUCUGGACCUGCUGGUAAAAAGGGUGAUACAGGAGACGCUGGACCUAAAGGACCUGACGGUAGAGCUGGUGAUAGAGCUAGUCUUACUGGACCAACCGGACCUUCCGGUGAUAAAGGAGAUGAUGGUGAACCUGGUAGAGAAGUUCUGACCAAUCGUGCAGAAAGUGAAAACUCUAGUUGGGUAACAUCACUUACCUCUACAGUUGGAAAUUUUUACGGAAAAGCAGUUUACCCUCUUAGAUCAGUUAUAGAUGGUGGAAUUGGAUUAGGUAUUACAACUACAGCUCCUCUCCUGGCUUAUGGUCUUGCUAAAGCUACUCAUGCUAUAUCUAAAGUACUCCCUGAUGGUACUACUCAACCUACUAAUCCUGGUCAAGCUCCUAAAGAUCCUGCUCCUCCUGCUCCUCCUCCUCCUCCAUCUCAAGGACCUCAACCUCGAGCUGAAUCUCCUACUUCUGAAUCUGCUACUGCUGAUGGUCAUCCUGAACCUGCUGAUCCUGCUCUUGGUCCUGGAGGAGGAACUGCUGAAAAACUUGGUAUGGGCGUUGUUCCUGCCGCCGUUGGUAUAUGGUCCAUCUCUGGCAUAUCCUCUGGCACUCUUGCCGGAUCCGCUGCAACCUUUUUUGGAGGAUGGAAACUUUAUAAUCGCUAUAAAGGAGACCCUUGGGUUAGACACGGAUAUCCUAUGAAGUGUUUAAAGCAUGUACCAUGA
Molecule: messenger RNA, 2352 nt
Organism: Theileria equi strain WA
Lineage: Eukaryota; Apicomplexa; Aconoidasida; Piroplasmida; Theileriidae
Exons: 1
Coding region: 1-2352 (783 amino acids)
Source: RefSeq, a predicted model, not a curated record